Molecule: messenger RNA, 549 nt
Organism: Globicephala melas (long-finned pilot whale)
Lineage: Eukaryota; Metazoa; Chordata; Mammalia; Artiodactyla; Delphinidae
Source: RefSeq, a predicted model, not a curated record
AUGGUGGACGGGAAGGCUGGAGAGGAGAAGCCUGAGAAGCUGCAGCAGACUGGAGCCGCCGGAGGACCUGAAGAAGGAGCAGAAAAACCCGUGAAAACUAAGACUGUUUCUUCCAGUAAUGGAGGGGGAAAUUCCAGUCGCAGCGCUGAGAAGCGAUCAGCUGAAGAAGCUGCAGACCUCCCAACAAAGCCUUCAAAGAUCUCCAAGUUUGGAUUUGCCACAGGUAGUCAGACAACAAAGAAAGCCUCAGCCAUAUCCAUCAAACUUGUCUCAAGUAAGCCUAAAGAAACCGUUCCAACUCUUGCUCCAAAAACGCUUUCAGCAGUAGCAGCUUUUAAGGAAGAUGAGGAUAGUGAACCAGAGUAAAUGCCUCCAGAAGCAAAGAUGAGGAUGAAGACCACUGGAAGGGAUACACCAACAUCAGCAGGACCAAAUUCCUUCAAUAAAGGAAAACAUGGGUUUUCUGAUAACCAGAAGCUAUGGAAAUGAAAUAUAAAAUCUCAUCUUGGAAAUGUUCAUGACCAAGACAAUUAAAUGAUGUGUUUUGAA